Molecule: messenger RNA, 3232 nt
Organism: Melitaea cinxia (Glanville fritillary)
Lineage: Eukaryota; Metazoa; Arthropoda; Insecta; Lepidoptera; Nymphalidae
Product: potassium voltage-gated channel subfamily H member 8-like
Exons: 15
Coding region: 1-3165 (1054 amino acids)
Biological process (GO): regulation of membrane potential; potassium ion transmembrane transport
Cellular component (GO): membrane
Molecular function (GO): voltage-gated potassium channel activity
Source: RefSeq, a predicted model, not a curated record
AUGCCGGUACGCAAGGGGCUGCUCGCGCCCCAGAACACAUUUCUUGAUACCAUCGCAACACGCUUCGAUGGUACACACAGCAACUUCGUGCUCGGCAAUGCGCAGGUACCAUCUUACCCCAUCGUGUACUGUUCAGAUGGGUUUUGUGAGCUGACAGGGUGGACGAGAGCGCACAUCAUGCAGAAGGGCUGUGCCUGUAAAUUUCUCCACGGACCGGACACGCGCGAAGAACACCGCCAUGAAAUUGACACCGCUCUCGAUUCAAAGCAUGAACUUAAACUCGAACUCAUAUUUUACAAAAAGAACGGUACACCGUUUUGGUGCUUGCUCGAUAUCGUUCCAAUUAAAAAUGAAAAAAGAGAGGUCGUUUUAUUCCUCGCCUCAUUCAAGAAUAUCACCAACACCAAGAUGGCCGCCAUGAACACUAAUGAGGAGUUCGACAGCGGAGCCGCAGUGCAGCCUUCGGCUGGCGUCGUCACUCUAGCGUUAUCCCCAUUUGUACCCGCAGCGGCACUUUUGGGCGCCCGGUUCCGAGCUGAAUCUAGUUGCCUACUUCCAGACCCGAAUGGCAAUCUUGACCCCGAAGCGCCCUCGCCCGCGAACAUGGGCAGACGGCGCUCCAGGGCUGUACUUUACCAGCUUUCAGGACAUUAUAAGCCAGAUAAAAUGAAGAGUAAACUUAAACUUAACAAUAACCUCUUACAUUCAUCCGAUCCUCCGCUGCCUGAAUACAAAACGUCAGCCAUAAAAAAGUCAAGAUUUAUUAUCUCACAUUAUGGUAUCUUUAAAACCUUCUGGGACUGGCUCAUCCUCAUAGCCACAUUUUAUGUUGCUGUUGUGGUACCUUAUAACGCAAGUUUUGUUGAUGAAGGUCAUCCAAGAAUUAGUGUGACAAGUGAUGUCGUUGUAGAAGCGCUCUUUAUCAUAGAUAUUGUACUUAAUUUUCGAACUACAUUUGUAAGCAAAAAAGGAGAAGUAGUAUCAGAUUCGAAGGCAAUAGCUCUGAAUUAUAUUCGAUCCUGGUUUGUUGUGGACCUACUGGCCGCGCUUCCGUUUGACCUACUUUACGCUUCGGAUGUGUACAGCGGGACGGAAUCAACGCACGGAAACGUUCAUCUCGUCAAACUAACUCGGUUAUUACGCCUUGCUCGCCUGCUACAAAAGAUGGACCGAUAUUCACAAUACUCCGCCCUUAUUCUGACUCUUUCAAUGUUAUCUUUCACUCUAGUGGCACAUUGGCUUGCUUGUAUAUGGUUUAUUAUAGCGGAAAAGGAAAUAGAACAUCAUAAGAAUGAGAACUGGGAUUUAGGAUGGAUCAACAAUCUAGCAGAGCGUCUUAAAGUGCCGAUCAUGAAUAUUUCUCACAGCGAGAGCUAUGUCACGGCGCUCUACUUCACGUGCUCUUCUCUUACAAGUGUGGGCUUUGGAAACGUAUCCGCUAAUACUUUGCCCGAGAAGAUCUUCAGUAUACUCACAAUGCUUGUUGGAGCUCUCAUGCACGCCGUGGUUUUUGGUAACGUAACGGCCAUUAUACAGCGGAUGUACUCGCGUCGAUCGAUGUAUCAAAGCAAGUGGCGUGAUCUUAAAGACUUCCUCACAAUCACCCAAGUACCAAAGGAACUUAAACAGCGCAUGCAAGACUACUUCCAAACAAUGUGGUCGCUCAACCAUGGCAUCGAUAUACAUGAGACUCUCAAAGAAUUCCCGGAGGAACUGCGAGGGGACGUUUCCUUACACUUACACCGAGAGAUAUUAUCACUUCCGAUAUUCGAAUCAGCAUCGCAGGGCUGCCUCAAGCUUCUUUCGCUGCACAUUCGUAACAAUUUUUGCGCCCCUGGGGAAUACCUUGUCCACAAAGGAGAUGCUCUCACUUAUAUUUAUUAUAUUUGCAAUGGCUCUAUGGAAGUUAUGCAAAAUGAUAUGGUUGUGGCUAUUCUAGGUAAGGGUGAUUUAGUUGGGUGUGAUAUGAACACCCAUUUGCAAGCUUACAAUGGAACAGGCACCACCCAACCCACUAAUCCCGACGUCGUAGUUAAAUCGAGCAGUGACGUAAAGGCUUUAACUUACUGUGACUUAAAAUGUAUAAAUAUGGGGGGACUUGCGGAAGUGUUACGACUUUAUCCAGAAUACCAACAAGAAUUCAUCCACGAUAUACAGCACGAUCUCACUUAUAACUUACGAGAGGGUUAUGAAGCCGAACAGGAAUUGGAUGGAAAUGGACAUCCAUCAUUGACCUUACCUUCUAUUUCUGAAGAUGACGAGAACGCUGCUGAGGAACACGCAUUGUCACCAAAAAAGACAAUAUCGGGUACCAACAGUCCCCGUCAUGCUAAAUUCAGAUCAGACGGUCAACAGCGCCUCUCACACAGAGAAUUACGAGAGAGGAUUGAAAGACAGCGUUCUGUAGCAACGCCUAAGAUUACACGAGUCGAUUCUUUGGAAGGUUUAAAUUUAGAACGGAAUAACACACGUUCGUCGGUUGAUAGACUCGACACGCAAGUAUCCAGUUUACACCAUGACGUCGCUGCGCUCAGUAUGGAGGUCCGAAACGCAAUUCAAGCUUUACAAGAAAUGGCAGGGCCAGUAUGGCAUGCGGCUCAUUCGAAUCCUAAUCUACAGUGGAACGCUCCGCCAAAUCAAUUAGCCCGUAGUUGCAGUCAUCCGCCCGACGUCUUCUACUGGGAUCAGCAAGAGCGGCCGCUCAGUCCUGAAAGAUUAAAAAUACAUCGAAGCACACAGACUGAACCAUUUCUACAUAGUGUAACUCAAUACAUAAUGGAACAUCCAGCGACAGUUAUGCUUCUCCUUGGCUUGGACCCGAUGGCGAAUUUGACGCCAGUUAUACCACCAACGAUGGAAUACUACGACCCGAGGAGUCGACGACCGAGUGGUCUAGAGCAGAUAAUGGAAUCGGAAAAUGGAAGCCAAACUCCGUCCAGCACGGGCAGUGAUAAAGCUGAAUCAAUUCGGAGUCCCAGUGGAAGUAUAAAGGAACUAGACUUACAACCAGAAGUAAAAAGAUUAAUAGACAAGGACAAAUGUCCAACUUUAAAGAGAAACAGGUACUCUACAAGUGAUCUAAGUGAAGUGACCGAACGAUUGCUACCAUCAAAAAAUUCUCAUCCGAGUACGUACAGUCUCAAAAAUAAUUUAAACACUAAGUGAUUUGAAUUCCAACCUGCUCAUUAGUCGAUGUUCUCGAGUGGACUCUGUGUUUAGUAAAGUUUAUUUU